AAGCCCUUGUCGUUUGCGGAUUGUGUUGGGGAUGAACUGCCCUGGGGAUGGGAAGCCGCAUAUGAUCCUCAGAUCGGUGUAUACUACAUUGAUCACAUCAACCAAACAACACAAAUAGAAGAUCCCAGGAAACAAUGGAGGCAAGAACAAGAGAGAAUGUUAAAAGAUUAUCUCAUGAUAGCCCAGGAUGCUCUCAGUACUCAGAAAGAACUGUACCAGGUGAAAGAACAGAGGCUAGCACUUGCACUGGAUGAGUACGUUCGGUUGAAUGAUGCCUACAAAGAAAAAUCAAGCUCUCGUACAAGCUUGUUCUCGGGCUCCUCAUCAAGCACAAAGUAUGACCCUGACAUUCUGAAGGCUGAAAUCUCCACUACAAGAUUAAGGGUUAAGAAGCUGAAGAGGGAACUCUCUCAGAUGAAGCAAGAGCUGCUGUACAAGGAACAGGGCUUUGAGACGCUGCAACAAAUUGACCAAAAAAUGUCUGGAGGCCAGAGCGGGUAUGAACUAUGUGAGGCCAAAGCCAUCCUGAGUGAACUGAAGGCCAUCAGAAAGGCGAUAAGUUCAGGGGAGAGAGAAAAACAAGAUUUAAUGAAGAGUCUUGCAAAGCUGAGAGAGAAAUUCAGUCUUGACCAGACCAUUGGGACAUCUGAACCAGACUUGAGUUCCAGCUCUGUAAACUCCCAGCUGUGUUUUUCUAGACAAACUCUGGAUACAGGGUCUCAGACUGACAUUUCUGGUGAGGUUGGAGCAAGAAGUAGAGCUAAUUUAGCAGAGAAGGUCAGACUAAGUCUUCAAUAUGAAGAGGCAAAAAGAAGCAUGGCUAACUUGAAGAUCGAACUCUCUAAACUAGAUAGCGAAGCCUGGCCUGGGGCACUGGAUGUGGAAAAGGAAAAACUCAUGUUAAUCAAUGAAAAAGAAGAGCUUUUAAAGGAACUCCAGUUUAUUACACCACGCAAGCGUACUCAAGAUGAGCUAGAGCAGCUAGAAGCAGAAAGGAAGAGGCUUGAAGAAGAGCUGCUGUCUGUAAAAAGCACACCCAGUCAAGCACUUGCUGAGAGGUUGAAAUUGGAGGAGAGAAGGAAAGAGUUGGUACAGAAACUUGAAGAAACUACGAAGUUAACUACUUACUUGCAUUCACAACUUAGGAGCCUCUCAGCAAGUACGUUAUCUGUGUCUUCAGGGAGCAGUCUGGGAUCUCUGGCAUCCAGCCGAGGAUCUCUGAACACGUCAAGCAGAGGGUCGCUAAACUCGCUCAGCUCCACAGAUCUCUACUACAACCAAGGCGAUCAAAUAACGGAUUUGGACUAUCAGUAUAAACUUGACUUCAUAUUGCAAGAAAAAAGUGGUUACAUUCCUUCGGGGCCUAUCACUACUAUUCAUGAAAACGAAGUGGUCGGUUCCCACGGGAGACUGGGUUACAGUGACUCUCCUUCAGCUGCAGACCAUCCCAAAUUGACUGAACCUCCCAAAUCUGUGACAUCGUUGUCUUCCAGAUCCUCACUCUCCUCCUUGUCCCCCCCAGGCUCCCCUUUGGUUUUAGAAGCUGCGUUUUCAGUGUCGGCUCAGAAUUCCCCUCUGCAUCACCUCACUACAGACUUUGAAGACUGUGACAUUUCGGGUGAUUUUGCGGGCAUUAGUCUCUGUGAGAACCAAAUAUUACUGGACUCUGAAGCCGGAGCAGGAUCUCGGAUUCCUCCAGAUGACAAAGAUCUUAAUGAAGGCAUUAGGCAGCCUCUGCCUUCUCUACAUGAAGGAAGUUCAGGUGUUGACUUACCGCGCAGAACAGCUGGUCACCUGCUUGAGGAGAAAACAGCUUGUGUAUCUGCUGCCGUGUCCGAUGAGUCUGUAGCUGGAGAUAGCGGUGUAUAUGAAGCUUCUGUGAAACAACCAAAUGAAACCGAGGACAUUGUAUAUAGCGAAGAUGAUGCAACAACUCUAGAGGCUGCUCAGGUACAAAUAGGACUCAGAUAUGACCACGGCAAUUCAAGUUUUGUGAUAAUCAUAGUACGGCUUGGAAAUCUUCCAGCGUUUGCUGUCCCCCUUGGCUCUAAAGUGUACAUUAGAGUAGCAGUGCUUCCAUCCUCAACUGACACCAGCUGUCUGUUCCGCACAAAAGUUCAUCCUGCCAUGGAAACCAUUUUAUUCAACGAGAUAUUCAGAGUAGCCAUUUCCCAAGUAACACUGCUACAGAAGACGCUGAGAGUAGAUGUUUGUGCUGUCGGUAGAAGUCGUCGGGAAGAAUGCUUGGCUGGGACUCAGAUCAGCCUGGCUGAUUUAUCAUUUUCUGAUGAGACUUGUGCUCUGUGGUACAACCUGUUGCCUUGCAAGCAAAUUCCUGGCAAGAAAACCAAGGAACAGAAUGAAGAAUCCAUGUUUCUGUUAAGCAAACAGUCAUCAGACUCAUUGGACUUGGAUGCUGUGUCAGCUUUGCUGGAGAGGACAUCUGCUGAGCUGGAAGCAGUAGAACAAGAGCUGGCUGAAGAUGAGGAAGAGGAGGAUGAACAGGAGCAAAGGGGCUCUGAGGAAGACUGGUUAGAAAUGCUCGCAGAAGCCUCUGACGAAAUUGUGGAUGAAGAGGAAGAUGGCAUGAAGCUGGCAGUAGAAGGCAGCUGUACCGAUGACAUGGGGUUACUCAUUGAUGCGUCAGAAACAAAUGAAGACAGAGAGAACAGUGAUGAGGCCCGUGACAGCCAGCAAGCUGCUGUAAUGCAAACACUGGUUGAUAAAGAGACUAACACUGAGGAAUCGGUUAACGAGAACGCAACCGUCCGACCCAAGGACAGAGCCAGCUGGAGCUCAAGACAGCGUCCUUUUGUCAGGAACAGCAUGAUAGUGCGCUCACAAACCUUCUCUCCAGGCGAGCGGAACCAAUACAUCUGUAGGUUGAAUCGAAGUGACAGCGACAGCUCAACACUGGCCAAAAAGUCUCUCUUUGUGAGAAAUGCCACAGAACGGCGGAGCCUAAGAGUUAAACGGCCUGUUUGCCAACCGAUCAUGCGAAGAGCUACACAGGAGUGCCCCAUAAGGACUUCCCUUGACUUGGAGCUGGACCUCCAGGCGUCACGCACAAGACAGAAUCGUCUGAAUGAUGAGCUUCGGGCCUUGCGGGAUCUUAAACAAAAGCUUGAGGAAAUGAAAGGCAGAGGAGAGACAGACCUUCCCCUGUGUGUGCUAGAGGACGAACGAUUCCAGAAACUCUUGAAACAAGCUGAAAAACAGGCUGAACAGUCAAAAGAAGAACAGAAACGAGGUUUAAGUGCUGAGAAAUUGAUGAGGAAGGCUUCUAAGGAUGUAUGCCGGUUACGGGAGCAGAGCCAGAAAGUGCCACUGCAGGUGCAGUCAUUCAGGGAGAAGAUAGCGUACUUCACAAGAGCAAAGAUCAGCAUCCCAGCCCUUCCAGCUGAUGAUGUAUAAUUAUGCGUUUUCACUGAAGUGUUUUCCACUUGCUCAUCUCUUUUCAGAUGAACUUUGUAGUUCCAGUGACCUGCUUUGAAAGAUCUUCUAUUUUACAUUCACUAUUGAUAUGUUUAUUUGUAAAAUACAGUGAAUUGAAUUGUUGUAUGCUUAAAAAAAUG
Molecule: messenger RNA, 3575 nt
Organism: Charadrius vociferus (killdeer)
Lineage: Eukaryota; Metazoa; Chordata; Aves; Charadriiformes; Charadriidae
Gene: WWC2
Product: WW and C2 domain containing 2
Exons: 22
Coding region: 157-3414 (1085 amino acids)
Biological process (GO): regulation of DNA-templated transcription; regulation of hippo signaling; negative regulation of organ growth
Cellular component (GO): cytoplasm
Molecular function (GO): molecular adaptor activity; kinase binding
Source: RefSeq, a predicted model, not a curated record